This is a messenger RNA of Leptosia nina, 1512 nucleotides long. The record is from the annotation of a GenBank genome assembly. Lineage: Eukaryota; Metazoa; Arthropoda; Insecta; Lepidoptera; Pieridae.
AUGAUGCCUGCAGUGUAUACAUUUCUAAAACGAAGUGAUAGUGAGGUACUUCAAGAACUUCUUAGGGUGCUGGGGUCUGGUCGAGGUUCGGUCAAAGAGAAGUGGAGUAUUGCUGCUGAAUGCCUUGUGGAAACAGGCUGUGACGCGGUGUGGAAGCUUUCCAAGGAGUACUGCAAGAAAUUCGAAUUAAGAUUUCCGUGUGUCGCAUAUGUUACUAUCACAUCAGUUCUAUUUGAAGAGCUAUAUGCCACAGUGGAAGUGUUAAGUGUUCAGCACGAAAGUAUGUGCUUACCAGAAAUAGUACCUGAUGUUCCACUCAUGGAACUCUGGCCCACAAUCGAACAGAGGGAGGAUUAUGUCAAUGCUGCCACUACAGCGGCCUUUAUUGAUCUUCUAAGAUUCUUUUACAAUAACAUAUGGAUGCCGUGGGAUGACCAGGAUGGUAUGAUAUUAACAUCAAAAACAAUUGAAGAUCGCAUGGAGCUCUGGUGUGAGAUACACAAUGGGAUCAUAAAUAAUAGAGUUGCCAGAUCUAUCAAAUUACUACGGACAAGUGCCAUAAAGGCUCAUGAAGAUUUGUUGGAGCUGGAAUCUCUAUUUAAUGAGGACAGUGAUGAAAAUGAUUCUAUGUUACCAGCUGACAAUAUGUUAUACUUGUGUGCGGAACUAAAUGCUAAAUUAGAGUCACUGCGGGCACAAUGGAGCAAUUUGUAUGAAAACCCAUCUGUACGAGAGCAAUAUUUGGCAGAGUCUAAAAACAAAUGGCAGAAGGACAAGAGUAAAAUAAAUUGUAUAGCUAUAUGGCCAGGUGGUCCAAGCUCUGAGUUCCAAAAUAUGUCAAAUGUCUUCCAAUCACACCUCACAAAUGAGCACCUGCUGACAAUAACGCCUACAGCUGAAGACGGCUUCUCCCGAGAACCAGAUGAGGUCAUAAUAUGUACAGACGUCUGUGAAAUACCUGAAAUACAAUUAUCAAAGGUCUCCAUGUGCAGUUGGAAAGGGGCAACACUUAAAGCGGACGAUAUGCGUGCGUACCUUCUUGUCUUGAGCGAGACGUGCAAACUAAAGCAGCUAACGUUAGACUGCGAACAUGUAUCAACAGUUAUCGUCAUGCGAGCUGGUACAUUGCAUAUGACUGAUUGUUUUCUUAUCAACAAACAACGGACGGAUUUAACACAAGGGAUCGUUGUGAAAAGUGGUACAAAAAUUCUUCUAGAAAAUUGCGUUUUUGAAAAUUUUUUCUCCGGCAUCGUUGUUCAUCGAGGUGCAGAGGUGGAGUUAAGGAAUUGCAAGAUUAGAAAAUGCGGUGUCGGCAUUCAAAUGUUUUCGGAUUGUAUCAUCAAGUUGGACAAGACUGUGAUAGAAGAAUGUUCAGAGCAGAGUAUACGCGGUGAAUCGGUUGACCUUGCUGAUGGGGACAGUAUAAAAGGUCUCCACAUUGAAAAUAACUGUCGGAUCGGCUCCGGUGAUUUGAAGAAGGAAAUUUUUAUCGCAAGAGAUAUAGAGAAGUAA